UUAAUAUUUUAAAAAUAUAUACAUUAUAAGAUUUCAGAGGAGUGAGAUGGACUGUAGUUGUGGUGGAUACCAUAGCAUUUCAGUGGGUAUGGCGACAAGGGGCAGUUGAGGGUUGGGGAUGUUGUCGUCAGCGCAAGGCGCGUGGCAACUGGAAGCACCUCCGCUACUAUUGACGGCUCGUUCUCGCACGCGUAAUUCAACCAUUGCAUUCUUUCGCCGGAACGGUUCGUCAGACAAGAUGUUGAACGCGAAGCGGCCUCACUUCUUCGAGGUUUUUAACCGUAGUCUGAGCUCUGAACGACUGAAAAUCCCGGCAAGGUUUCUCAAACAUAUGGAAGGCAGAACAUCUGGAUCAGUUUCAUUAAUAGGUCCUAGUGGGAAGACCUGGCAUGUUGACUUGAUUCUGGACGGUGACGGUUUAUUCUUGCAAGAUGGGUGGCCAACGUUUGUGGGAGAUCAUUUUAUAGAAAGUGGUGACUCUUUGGUUUUCAGAUAUGAUGGGAAUUUGAAUUUCACUGUUCAAGUUUUUGAUACAAGUGCAUGUGAGAAAGAAGGUGCAUUUUGUGCCGAAUGCAGUCAGGAUGAGAGCAAGCUUAAUUAUCAUGUGGGGGACAGGAGAGAAAGGGAUACAGCAGCUGUCUUGUUAUAUAAAAUUUUUGAAGGAGUGCCAAAGAAAAUGAGAGGGAUUCCAAGCCAUGUUUCUUCAGAUUGCAUAACCAACAACAGGGAGGCCAAGGUGGAUUUAUCUCCUAAGAAAGUGCGUCCGCGUGAGGAGUUACUUGCGACUGAAACAUGUAAAGGGGCAUCCUCUGAAGAAACAAAGAAAUCUAGCAUGCCAAUGAAGAAUUCUAUGCCCUCAAUAUCAACUGCUUGUGAUGAGAAACCUGAAGAAAUCAUCAGGAAAAGAACCAGCAAGGACAGCUGUCUUGGUUUACAUGCCAGAGGUUGUAUGUUGAAAAAGUUGUCAGCACGUGAAGAAAAAAAGGCAGCUCAGGCAUUCAAUUCCCAUUUUCCAAAUUUUGUGAGAAUUAUGAAAAGGUUCAACAUCAGUGGUUCUCACACAUUGAAAAUCCCAUAUCAGUUUUCUAAGGCACAUCUUCCCAAAUGUAAAAUAAAGAUUGUCCUCUGUAAUGCAAAAGGAGAAUGUUGGACUGUGAAUUCUAUCCCAACUACGGGAGUGCAUACUAUUCACACUUUAUGCGGAGGGUGGAUGGCUUUUGUCCGCGGUAAUGACAUCAAAAUGGGAGAUACUUGUAUAUUUGAACUUGUGCGCAAAUGUGAAUUGCGUGUGCAUAUUCUUGGUGCUGGAGAGGACGGGCUAGACUGUAAGAGUGGGAAUGCAGCUUCGACCACUUCACAUAAAGCUUGUGAUGAGCUGAAUUUGACACUAAGCUCUUCUCAAGGCCAUCUUGAAUGCUUACAUGAAACAGAAAUAUCUGAUAAGAAAGGGUUCCAAAGUGACAAGGUAUUGAAAACACGUCAAGUAGUUGCUUUAUACCAUGAUAAAAUGAAACAUCAUAGUACUUCAAAAAGUUCCACCAGAUCCUCUCUAUGCUGUCAAUCAGAAGCUUGGAAUAAACAGCCAGGUUAUAUGUUGAUGUGGUCAACUCCUGAAGAAGAAAUAGUUGCUCGGUCCUUUAGUUCCCCAUUUCCUUAUUUUGUGAGGUUCAUGAAGAAGUUCAACAUUAGUAGAUCGUACAUUUUGAAAAUCCCAUGUCACUUUUCUUUGACACAUCUGCCAAAAUGUAAAACUAAGGUUGCCCUUCAUAAUUUAGAGGGAGAAUGUUGGAGUGUGAAUUCAGUCCCAGCUACAAAAGGACAAGCUGUACACACUUUCUGUGGGGGGUGGAUGGCAUUUGUUUCUGGUAAUAAUGUUAAGAUGGGGGACGUCUGCAUUUUUGAACUUAUUGGCCAGUGUGAAAUGCGGGUGCAGAUAUUGAGGAUUGGAAAGAAAGUGCCUGGACAUCAAACUGAAAAGCAUGUUGUAAUGGCUUGACUGUUGGGUCUUGUUCUGCCUAUUGGCUUUUUGUGCUGACAAGGUGAAACUGAAGAAGUUGCAGCCGCCACCAGAUACCGUCCUAGGUGAGGAUUAUGUGGCCAGCCUUGCGUUUUAUUCUUAGUUCAAUUGGUUUCCUUUAUAAUAAUAAUGGCUUGUCAAACUCUACAGGUUUGGAGGCCAAGCAAAGAGGGGGGAUAGGGUGACUUGUUCAUUAUUUAUAACUAUAUAAUAAGUUUUUGAUGGAUGAAAUCAGUGCUGAAUCAGCCUAAAUCCUUGUAUGAUUGAACAAUUCUAUGCUGUAUGUUCUUUAGUUUCAUUUGUGUUU
Molecule: messenger RNA, 2324 nt
Organism: Malania oleifera
Lineage: Eukaryota; Viridiplantae; Streptophyta; Magnoliopsida; Santalales; Ximeniaceae
Product: B3 domain-containing protein Os01g0723500-like
Exons: 7
Coding region: 119-1996 (625 amino acids)
Molecular function (GO): DNA binding
Source: RefSeq, a predicted model, not a curated record